CCCCCCCGACCCACUUACAGUAGGCCGCUACAUCUAACGUUGACAAGGACGUGCAGUGAUCGUCAAUUUUGACCGCAACAUAGCAGGGGAAAAGAUGGUAAAGAAGGGUCUACUAGAGCGGCUUGCGGAGGGUCCGGUAGUAGGGGACGGCAGUUAUGUGUUUACCAUGGAGAAGCGGGGUUACGUCAUGGCCGGGCAGUGGACUCCAGAGGUCGUCAUCGAGCAUCCAGAGGCGGUGAAGCAGCUACAUCGAGAGUAUCUACGCGCAGGCGCAGACAUUCUCCAGGCCUACACGUUCUUUGCUUCAGACGAUAAGCUGAACCUACCUGGCCACGCGGCCGGAAAGAUCACCACGUGUAAAGAACUGAAUGAGCGUGCCAUCGACAUCGUGAGGGAGGUAGCCGGUGACGCGGACGUGCUGAUCUCCGGAGGGGUGACCAUGACUCCCUCCUACAAGCAGGGCAAAGGGAAGGAAGCUGUGCAGGCAGAGUAUCGCAAACACGCAGAGGUCUUCAUCGAGAAAGAUGUGGACUUUCUGUUGGCUGAAUUUAUCAACCAAAUUGAAGAAGCUGAGUGGGCCAUUAAAGUGCUGAAGUCCACAGGGAAGCCGGUAGCCUGUACCAUGUGCAUUGGACCCACCGGGGACUUCGUGGAUGUGCCGGCGGGAGAAUGCGCCGUCAGAAUGGCUAAAGCCGGCGCAGACGUGGUCGGUUUGAACUGCCAGUUUGACCCCAACUCGGGUCUGAAGACCAUGAAGCUGAUGAAGGAGGCGCUGGAGAAGGAGGGCCUGUCUCCAUUCCUGAUGAUGCAGCCGCUGGGCUUCUUCUGCCCCGAGGUGGAGAACGAGCAUCCAGGCUACGCCAUGCUGCCGGAGUGUCCAUUCGCUUUGGAGCCUCGCCUGCUGACCCGGUUUGACGCCAACCGGUACGCGCGCGCCGCCUAUGAGCUGGGAGUGAGGUACAUCGGCGGCUGCUGUGGGUUUGAACCUCACCACAUCCGGGCUAUAUCUGAAGAGCUGUCCCCUGAACGCGGCGGGAAGCUUGGGGAGGCCAGCUCCAAACACAUCCCCUGGGGAGAAGCUCUAAAGACCAGCACGUUCCUGCAGAACAGGAUGAAGGCCACCCAGGAACACUGGAAAACGGUGAAGCCAGCAUCUGGGCGUCCGGGGCACCCUGCACUCCAACCCAAACUUAUGGGCCAGUAAUAUCCGUAGUGUCCUCCAACAUGCUUACGAAAGGGUGAUCAUUAAGUUCUCGGUCCUACCCAGAAAAAAGGGCACAGCUCAAAAUUCGAAGUUGUGCUUAUUAAUCUGAGUUGUGCUUAUUAUUUCUGGAUGAAACCGAGAAAGUGUUGAUCGUACAUCCAUAACGUUGUUGGUUAGAGGACAACAUUGGCGACAAUUGUAUCAAAUACAAUGUGUGUGCCGAGGUAUUUGAAAGUAUAGAAUAAACCAUGAAAACAAUGGCCUGUCUGGUAUACGCGAACAAAGUAUAACGCAAACUCCGCUGUCCGAGAUCCAGUACUGUAACAGGCCGCUAGGGGACCGGCGGAUGUUCGGCUGGCCGCUAUAAGCGUCAUUUAAUCAGACUAACUAACUAACUAGUAUAAAUGCUAAGCUCGCCAUAAUAUAUCGUUGAUAAAAACGCUUUUUGGUGCUUUCGCAGUUCAGAUGAAUAAAUGUUAUGAAAAGGACUUU
This is a messenger RNA of Branchiostoma floridae (Florida lancelet), 1696 nucleotides long. Its product is annotated as betaine--homocysteine S-methyltransferase 1-like. Gene Ontology annotation, molecular function: zinc ion binding; betaine-homocysteine S-methyltransferase activity. The transcript has 9 exons. Lineage: Eukaryota; Metazoa; Chordata; Leptocardii; Amphioxiformes; Branchiostomatidae. The coding region runs from base 95 to 1204 and encodes 369 amino acids. The record is from RefSeq and is a predicted model, not a curated record.